Rattus norvegicus (Norway rat) is the source of this 4047-nucleotide messenger RNA. It is a transcript of the gene Syt15, whose product is annotated as synaptotagmin 15. Gene Ontology annotation, cellular component: membrane. The record is from RefSeq and is marked validated. Lineage: Eukaryota; Metazoa; Chordata; Mammalia; Rodentia; Muridae.
CGCUUUCAGGAGGCUGCACUACACAGACUCCCGGUCCCUGCCGAGCUGUCCAGGCAGCAGCCUGAGUCUUAGAGCUCCGGAGCCGCGCCGCUCAGGAGCAACCCCAUGGCAGAGCAGCUGGCCUUGGUGAUAGGAUGCAUCAUUGGGGGGCUGCUGCUGCUGAUCGGAAUCAGCUGCUGUCUGUGGAAGAGGCUUUGUACCACCUUCACCUAUGAGGAACUGCCAGAGACAGCAGACACGGCCACCAGCUCUUCCUUCAGCAAAAAAGAGGAGAGGCCCUGCCGGUAUGCUGGAAUCCCAUCUGUCAGGCUACCAAGUGUACCUUUUGUGGUACCCCCUUCUCACCAAGGCCGAGACUGGGUACGCCUACAUGGUGGUGACUGGGCUGUGGCCCCACAGGACCCCUGCCCUGUCCCAGAGCACAUAACCUGCACCUCGAGUCCUGCUGCUGGCCAGACCUCCCUCCCCUUGUGUGUAAUGGGGAGCAUCAACCCCGAGCUGUACAAGUCCUCAGAGGACGUGAGCGAGGCGGGCUUCCCCGAUGGCUGCCUGGGCCGGCUGUGGUUCUCGGUGGAGUACCAGCAGGAGUCCGAGCGGCUGCUGGUGGACCUGAUCAAGGCCCAGCACCUGCAAGUUCCCGCUGAGACCUGCAGCACGCUGGUGAAGCUCCACCUGCUGCCUGACAAGCGGCGUUUUCUUCAGUCCAAGGCCAAACGCAAAACUUGCAACCCACAGUUUGAUGAGAGCUUCAUCUUUCAGGUAUCCAGCAAAAGUGUUGCCCAGAGGGUGCUGAAGUUCUCCGUGUACCACGUAAACAAGCAGAGGAAGCACCAGCUCCUGGGCCAGGUGCUGUUCCCACUGAAGAAUGAGACCCUGGCAGGGGACCGCCACCGUGUUAUCUGGAGAGACCUGGAAGCUGAGAACCUGGAGCCCCUCUCGGAGUUUGGUGAUCUCCAGUUCUGCCUCAGCUACAACGACUACCUGAGCCGCCUGACUGUGGUCGUGCUCCGGGCCAAGGGUCUCCAGCUCCAGGAAGACAGGGGUGUUGUCAGCGUGUUUGUCAAGGUGUCUCUGAUGAAUCACAACAAAUUCGUCAAGUGCAAGAGGACUUCGGCUGUACUGGGCUCCGUCAACCCCGUGUACAAUGAAACCUUCAGCUUCAAGGCUGAUGCCAAUGAGCUGGACACCGCCAGCCUUAGCCUGGUGGUGCUGCAGAUCACAGAAGGGGACAAGAGCUACCCACUGGGCCGAGUGGUAGUGGGCCCCUACAUGUACACCCGUGGCAAAGAGCUUGAGCACUGGAAUGAGAUGCUCCGCAAGCCGAAGGAGCUGGUGAAGCGCUGGCACGCGCUCUGCCGCCCCAUGGAGCCCUGAGCCAUCCGUCGUGUCCCCAUACGUGCGACACAACACCGUGGACAUCUCGUCUAACACUCAGUGAACUGCGGGGCUAGCCUGAGACAGUGGCUCAUGGGUGUUCAAGUGCAGGAAGGAAAAAGGACACAACCCAGCUCCGGCCAGUAUCUGUGGCCAGCAGCCUCUCCUAACCCACCGAACCCCUAUGGAUCUGCGGGGCUACUGAUUGUCAAGGUCAUGACGUCAAAUAGGAUCUCAGGGUUAAGAACUGAUACUCUGUCUGGCGGAGCACAGCCUCAAGUGCUGAAAGGGAGCACAGCACCAGCUGAGUCCCACCACCUUGGGAAGUGGUGGGUUGAGGCCACGGAUACUUUGUUUUCCAAGCCGGGCGUUCUGCAGAAUGAACUGUGGGCCACAACAGGGAGAGACCUGUUGUGCAGCAGCCCACCCACAUACCAGGAGGUCAACGAGAGGUCAGCACAGCUUGCUCUGUAGCCCCUCCCUGGAGCCAUAGAACAGGUGGCAGCCCAAUUUACAUGACAUCUUGACCACAGCCAUCCUCCUCAGGAUGCCGCGUCUCACACCCUACUUCAGGUGAUCUCUUGCUGGCUUUCGUGGUCACCUGGUCAACAGAGUUUUGGGCAUUCAGCUCCUAACUCUUGCUUUGUACAGGCGAAUCCAUGGGACCAUGGUAUUGUCCUCAAGACUAAGGGCCGUGGCGAAAGGUAUAAACUUCAUUGGAUCAGUGGUCCCCAGAAUCAAAGUCACUGUCACCAAAUGCCCACUAGAUGAUCUAGCGAGCAGCCACUGUGCCUGUUAUUUCUGUGUGCCUGUACACCAAACUGCAGACAGGCAGAGUCCAUGCACUGUACCUAAAGCAGAACUGCCUGCCUGUGUCUCUCUUGUCUUCAGUGAGCGACUUCAGUUGAAGUAGAAGGAGCUUCACCUGUGCCUCUGUAGGUCCACUUCUGAUGUCUACCAAUACAAAACAGCUCUGCCUGACUGAUCCAGAAGGACACACCUUCCUGUUUCUUCCUCUCCACUUCAUUUACAGGCUUUCAAGGUGAUCCACACCGCAGUGGCUUCCAAUAGCGCAGGCACGCACGCACGCACGCACAGUUCCUUGUGCCUGCAGGGCAGGCUGCUGAAGCAGAGCUACAAUGUUUCAUCCGGAACCUAGAGACUGUGGAUACCUGCCGCCACGCCCAUAUGCCAACGUGAGACCGUGAUUGACAAUGGUCUUUCUUGGAUAACAAGGGAGAGUUGGUGGCCUGGUAUGUCUGACAGGCCUCUGAGAAACUGAAAUGGCAAGAAAUGAACGGGCUGUGGGUGUGCUGAGGGGUGAAAGCAGGAGCAGUCAUACUGUAGAGAUAUCUAUGGACUGACAAGGUAAAGAAAUAUGCAGGUUCUCAUGGGCCUGUGUGAGCUCUUGGGUGCCGUCUCAGAUCCUGUGUGUGAGUGACUCUAGCAGAAACUCUUUACAGCCCCAUAAGGUGAUCAGUUCCUCAGAAAUAUGUAAAGCUGAACAAAUGUUAUUUAACACAUACCAAUAUGAGAACCAUUUGACAAAUGCAGAUUACUCAAUUUUCUAGACAUUAGCGUGAUAUAUUUAUUCACUUCUUUUGCCUUUAAUAAGAGGGAUUUGGGGUUUGUAGGAGCCAGAGGGGUCAAGGGCACAAGAAAACCUACAGAAUCAACUAAGUUGGGCCCAUAAGGGCUCACGGAGACUGAACUGCCAACCUGAAAGCCUGCUUGGGACUGACCUAAGGCCUCUCUGCACAUGUGAUGUGUUACAGUUGUGUAGCUGGGUCCGUUGAGUGGGACUCCCAACAGCAGGAGCAGGCUGUCUCUGACUCUGCUGCCUGCCUUUUGGACCCUUUCCUCCCAUUGGGCUGUCUUGUCAAUAGGAGAGGAUGUGCCUAGUCCCACUGCAACUUGAUGAAGUCCGUGGGAGGCCUCCCCUUUACUGAAGAGAAACUGAGGAGAGUGAAUGGGAAGGGGGCGGGAGGGGAGGCUGGGAGGAGAGUAGAGGGGGAAACUGCAGUUGGGAUAUAAAGUAAUUUUAAAAAAAAUGAGGUUUGUGUUGUUUUUAUGUUGCUGCUGCUGUGGCUUGCUUGCUUGCUUGCGACAGUGCCUUCUAUUUAAGUCCCUGGCUGGCCUGGAGCUCACUAUGCAGACCAGGCUGGCCUCAACCUCAUGAGAGAUCCACCUGCAUCUGCUUCCCAAGUUGAGAUUAAAGGCAUGGGCCGCCAUGCCCUGCUUAUUUACAUGUGAGUUUUAAAAUUUCAUAAUACGUAAGAAAAAUAUGUUCUCAACAUCCUUGACGUUUACCGUAUGUGUGAUCUUAACUGUAGAAUAUAACCAAGCUCUGCUAAACACAUCUGAUCUCAUCCGGCUUUUUUUGACGUCGUAGCUCCACUGUGGGGCUUCGGAACACAGCUCUGUGCACAUCGGUGUGGCUAUACAGAUGAGCCACGAGUGAACUGAAGUGAACUCCAGUUAUAAUUAUUAUACAAACCUCCUAAAGAUAGUAAUCAAACACAUAAAACACCAACUGCAAGAAAUAUUACCUGUGAGGGUAGCUAACUAUAAAAAAAGAUUUAAAAACCAUAUAUUCUUUUUAGGUAGUUUUUUUUUAUUUUCUGGAAAAAAUGCUUUUAAAAAUCAUGGAAUAAUAAAAUAUAGUUAUAAUAA